Molecule: messenger RNA, 4455 nt
Organism: Misgurnus anguillicaudatus (oriental weatherfish)
Lineage: Eukaryota; Metazoa; Chordata; Actinopteri; Cypriniformes; Cobitidae
Source: RefSeq, a predicted model, not a curated record
GAACUGUUCCCAGAGUUCUUAUGCUUUUGCUAUUGCUUGUUCACUUAUGCUUUUUAAGCUUUAUUUUUUUUGGUGCUUGCUCAUGCAAAUCCAGACUGAUGCUGGGGUGUUCAGUGUUUAUCUUCUGGGUAGAGCACGCAACCCUUGACAGAGCUGACAAAUAUCACAUUAUUCCAUCAUUGUUUCCCGCAGGUAGGUCCAAAAAGCUCUUUUCGAUCUUGCAUAUAUAAAUCUACUAUCCUCGAGCUACACACCACUUUCAUAAGUUGGCUUUAGACUCUUGAUCAUCAUGUGGCUUCUGUUGGCAUUCUGCUUGACCUCCUCACUCAUCCACUCAGUUCAAAUGCUGCAAUGUUGGGGUGGGUUCAACUAUCAGAACGAAUCUUUAAUAGCCUGUCCUGCUAACUAUUAUUGUGCUGUUAUCCAGUCAGGCAAUUCUUCAACCGUACAGACUUGCCGAUCUAAUGAAAACCCCUGUAAUUUCUCAACACCCACAAGUGUUAAUUUUGGGUUUUAUGAUGAAAUACAGUCAUGCUGUGACACAGAUGGAUGUAACAAUGGCAGUCUGCCUGAAAAAAACAAUGUCCCGAAUGGACUUAAGUGUGACUCAUGCAACAAUAUCAAAGACAAAAAGUGCAACACUCCACUGUCCUGUGUGGGAGCCCAGGAAUGCUGCUUCAAUAUGACAGAUUUUGAAGUGUUGGGAAAUUACACAUUGAAGGGCUGUGCUUCAAAAAAUUUUCGUGGAAUCUCAUCAAACUCCACAGUCUCGCUUAGCUGCUACAAUAAAGGGAAUCUAAAUCCUACCCCUAAACCCACCACUAACACUACUACUUACACUAACUUUACCUCUUCAAAUGCAGUUCAGAUGCUGCAAUGUUGGAUUGGGUUAAACUAUCAGAACGCAUCUUUAAAAGCCUGUCCUGCUAACUAUUAUUGUGCUGUUAUCCAGUCAGGCAAUUCUUCAACCGUACAGACUUGCCUGUCUAAUGAGAAAACCUGUAAUUUCACAACACCUACAAUUGUUAAUUUGGGGUUUUAUGAUGUAAUACUGUCAUGCUGCAACACAGAUGGCUGUAACAAUGUCAGUCUGCCUGAAAAAAACAAUGUCCCGAAUGGACUUAAGUGUGACUCAUGCAACAGUACGGAAGACAGAGAGUGCAAAACUCCACUGUCCUGUGUGGGAGACCAGGAAUGCUGCUUCAAUAUGACAGAUUUUGUAUUGUUGGGAAAUUACACAUUGAAGGGCUGUGCUUCAAAAAAUUUUCGUGGAAUCUCAUCAAACUCCACAGUCUCGCUUAGCUGCUACAAUAAAGGGAAUCUAAAUCCUACCCCUAAACCCACCACUAACACUAAAUCUACUUACACUAACUUUACCUCUUCAAAUGCAGUUCAGAUGCUGCAAUGUUGGAGUGGGUUAAACUAUCAGAACGCAUCUUUAAAAGCCUGUCCUGCUAACUAUUAUUGUGCUGUUCUCCAGUCAGGCAAUUCUUCAACCGUACAGACUUGCCUGUCUAAUGAGAAAACCUGUAAUUUCACAACACCUACAAUUGUUAAUUUGGGGUUUUAUGAUGUAAUACUGUCAUGCUGCAACACAGAUGGCUGUAACAAUGUCAGUCUGCCUGAAAAAAACAAUGUCCUGAAUGGACUUAAGUGUGACUCAUGCAACAGUGCAGAAGACAAAGAGUGCAAAACUCCACUGUCCUGUGUGGGAGCCCAGGAAUGCUGCUUCACUAUGACAGAUUUUGAAGUGUUGGGAAAUUACACAUGGAAGGGCUGUACUUCAAAAAAAUUUCGUGGAAUCACAUCAAACUCCACAGUCUCGCUUAGCUGCUACAAUAAAGGGAAUCUUAAUCCUACCCCUAAACCCACCACUAGCACUAACACUAAAUCUACUACUUACACAAAAUUUACUUCUAAAUAUACCCCAGGCAACAAAAGUGCAUCUUGGCUGAGAGUCCACACCUGCAGUCUUCUACUGAUGAGUCUUAGUGCCAUUUUCUUGAAGGAGGUUAAUUAAAUCAUGAAAACAAAAAAAGAUAGGGGAGAACCGGGGCGAAAGUAACGCAGGACAAAGUAACAAAGUGAUUUUCUUCGAGCUCUGAUUACAUCUGCAUUCCAAACUACACUCUAAAAAAACAAACGGUGCUAUAUAGAACCAAAACUGUUGAUUUGAAUCGUAACCAUAGAAGAACCGUUUUUAGUGCCAUAUAGCACCGGUGAAGCACCUGUGUAGAACCAUACAGGGGCCAUAUAGAACCACUAUAGCACCACAUUUGGUUCUACAUAGCACUAUAUGGUUCUACACAGGUGCUUCACCGGUGCUAUAUGGCACUAAAAACGGUUCUUCUAUGAUUACGAGCAAAGAACCACUUUUGGUGCUAUAUAGCACCGUUUGUUUUUAGAGUGUAUGACAGCAUUUUUACUACGCAAUCCUUGUGUUUUUUUAUAACGUGUUGUGUUUCCUGUUUUAUGUGUUACAGUUCUGAUCAAUCUACAGCAGGGGUGUCUAAAGUCGGUCCUGGAGGGCCGGUGUCCUGCAGAGUUUAGCUAAAAUUUCCCUCAACACACCUGCUUCAAAGUAUCUAGGCUGCGUUCGAUACCGCAUACUGUUCAGUAAGUACUGAAUGAGAUGAACUACUUACUUACUGACCGUUAAAACAGUAGGUACUGUAUAGUAUGAAUCCUGGUAGUAUGAAUGCGAUUCGGACGUACUACAUCCACCAUGUUGAUUCAUCAUGUGACAUACAUCAUCAUCAUGUCAUGUCAUACCAGCGCGAAAAUGGCCGCAUUGCCGCUUUCACCCUUUCGUCUUUGUUGCAUAACUCCACUCCUGGGGCAUCAUGGGAUAGUGAAGUGUCCAUCGUAUGCACGCUUCAAAAUCUAACCGGAAGUAGUAGGUCAUCUGGGUACUUUUCGCAUACUGUUUUUGGAAUACUACGUAUUCGGACAUACUACUCGCCUCGCCUACUGCUUUUCGCCUACUAUAUAGUAUGGAAGUAGCCAGUUUCGGACGCAGCACUAGUCUGCCUUGUAAGACCUUGAUUAGCUGGAUCAGGUGUGUUUGAUUAGGGUUGGAAUAAAUCUCUGCAGAGACACCGGCCCUCCAGGAGCAGGAAUGGACACCCCUGAUCUACAGAUUAUUUAGUGCUCCAACACAUCUUGAAGUUUGCCUGCAGUUUUUCAAAAUAAAAGUAAAUCGGGUUUAAAGCAACACUAUGUCGUUUUUUACCUUUAAAUAAUGUCUCUAAAAUAAUUUCAGUGAUAGAACAACUUUUAACUGGACAAAUUGUACUGUUGCUGCAACCUGAGUAGCCUCCUAGCUGCUACAAGCAGACUCUGAAAGUGGCGGUGGAGGGUAGAGCACACAGCCACGCCCCUCCCCCUGCCUGCUGAUACCAGGCACUGUUGCGCUUUUCAACCACAUGGGGGAGCUGUAAGUCAUUUUGACAUGGAAACUACAUAGUGUUGCUUUAAAUGCCAGGAGUUCCUGCUGGGACAAAAGUAACACUUGUUACUUUUGUCCCGCUGCUAAUACUGAUGCAUUAUUUUCAGUAGGCUAUAUUUUUCUAAUUUGAUUUAAUAGGGUUAGGUUUAUUAAUAGGUUUAUUUUUAUAGUGUUCAUACGGUUGAAAAAAUGUAUUCUCAACAUUUCAAGUGUGUACUGUCGGGUUGCUUUUGAAAUAUUUGAUGAAUUGAAAUUUAAAAUGAAAAUGUUAAUUAGUUUUUGCAAACAUAAAGGACAAAAUAUGUUUGCACUUACAUAUUCGCAAAAAUAUAUCUCUACCUAAAACAUUAUGUUUUAAAUUAAGUUUUUUUGAAAAAUGGUACUUUCGCUCCUUCUCUCCCAUACUGACUCAAUAUGGAAAAGGGCUAUGUAAUUAUUUUAUGUAAAUACUUCCUCAAUUAUGUUUGCUCAUAAAUUUUUUUAUGUAAGCAGGUUUGGGUAACUACAGGGAUUGGCUUAAUAAUUUCUCAUUUAUAAAUAACACUAAUUGUAAGACAUUACAAGAAAAAUCUGUCAAGGUGUAAACAAUGUUUAAUUCAAUGUUUAAUAAUCAAAACAAAAACCCUUCACAACAAAUGUUUCACAUACAUUGGUAACACAUGGCAUAGUUUAAGCUUAAAAUAAGUCUAUAAUAUUGUAAUAUGUUAAUAAAUAUAUAAUAUGAACAUAAAAAUUGUUACUAGUACAUUAACACUUAAUGUCAGCAACAUGAUGUAAUUCAUGCUCCAUUAAUCUACAGUGAGAUUAAAGGUGCAUUCUGUAACUUUAAGAAGGAUCUCUUGACAUAAAUGCAAUAAAAUAUAUAUAAGUAUAUGAUCAGUGGUGUAUAAAGACCUUACUUAAUGAACUGUGUUGUUUUUAUUACCUUCAAAUGUUUUUAUCUACACUGUGGGUCCUCUUUCAUGGAAGUCACAUCGCCAUGUUUCUACAGUAGCCCUAAAUGGACA